GAAUUUUACAAAAUCUUAAAAACAAAAAAAUUUAAUGAAUCUAAAUUAGUAGAAAUUGCUAAUUUAGAUUUAAACACAAUUCAAAGUAAGUCUAACAAAUUGAAUUUUUUUGAAUGUUUCUUAUUAAGAUUUGUUCAUGUUUAUACAUAUCAACAUUAUAAUGAAUUUACAAGAAAAAACAUUAAAAUCAUUAAUAUACUCAUAGAUUUCUUAAACGUGUAUAUUGAGUUUUAUUUAUAUUUUUUAAAAUUAAAAGAGGUGGUUAAUAUAAUAAACAAUGAUGACAUUGAAAAUUUACAAAGUACAAAAGAAGAAUUUAUUGAUUUAAUUAACAAAAAUUUUCUUUCUCGUUUUAAUUCUUUUACUGAUGAUAAGAAAAAUAAAAAAUAUAAAAACAUUAUUAAUAGUAUAAACAUUCAUUUAAAAGAUAGUCAUUUAAAAGAUAAAAGAUUUUCAUUAGAAAAAAUAAAACAUUCUGAAAUGUUUCAAUAUGUUAUAAAAAUUUCAAAAACAUUUGAUAAUAGACUUGAUAAAAAGAAAAAGAAAAAAAUUCUUAAAUCAAUAACUUAUAUAUAUCUCUGGUAUAUUUAUUCUUCAUGUAAAACAGAUUUAAUUUCAAAAAAAGAUGGUUAUUUUAAGCGUGAAAAACCAAUACUUUUACUUAAUUUUUUUAAUUUAAUAAAUGAACUACCAUGGAAUAUUGAUCAAUAA
Hepatospora eriocheir is the source of this 711-nucleotide messenger RNA. NCBI's taxonomy places the organism in Eukaryota, Fungi, Microsporidia, Hepatosporidae. The record is from the annotation of a GenBank genome assembly.